AUGGAUGCCACAAUCGACUACUACAAGAAAUGUUUUGGCAUGCAGCUCCUUCGGUACAGAGACAUAAAAGAAGAAAAGUACACGAAUGCCUUCUUGGGGUAUGGAAACGAACGGACCCAUUUUGUCACUGAGCUGACAUACAACUAUGGUGUUGACUCGUACGACCUGGGAGAGGGAUUUGGCCACUUUGGUAUCCAGCUGCCAGAUGUCUACAAGGCAGUGGGUGAUAUCAAGACUGCAGGAGGGAAGGUCUCAAGGGAUGCUGGACCGGUGAAGGGCGGCACGACUGUCAUCGCCUUUGUUGAGGACCCCACUGGCUACAAAUGGGAACUCAUCCAGAAACCCGAGAAACGAGACGAUCCCAUGUGCCAGGUCAUGCUCCGGGUGGGCGACCUGGAGAAGAGCAUAAAGUACUACAAAGAGGCCCUGGGAAUGCAGUUGCUGAGGACGAGGGAGAAUCCGGAGUACAAGUACACCCUUGCGUUCAUGGGUUACGGCCCAGAGGACAGCAGCCCAGUGAUGGAACUGACGUACAACUGGGGCAAGGAGAGCUACACGAAGGGCAAUGCCUACGGCCAAAUUGCAGUCAGCACGAAAGACGUGUACAAGACUGCUGAAGACAUCAAGGCGGCUGGGUGGGAGCUGACCAGAGAGGCGGGGCCUGUGCCGGGCAUCGGGACCAAGAUCUGUGCCACUGUGGACCCUGACGGCUGGAAGACCGUGUUUGUCGAUGAAGAAGACUUCUUGAAGGAGUUGGUGGAGGCAGAGAGCCAGGCAUGA
Molecule: messenger RNA, 780 nt
Organism: Ostreobium quekettii
Lineage: Eukaryota; Viridiplantae; Chlorophyta; Ulvophyceae; Bryopsidales; Ostreobiaceae
Source: the annotation of a GenBank genome assembly